GGUGCUUCGGAUUUUGCCUUCUAGGUCUUUAUCUUGUCAAAUUGUAGUAAAAAGGUCUGCUCUAUCCUUGGAGGGGUUUCUGCGUGAAUAUUUCCUAACAGGUUCUCCAGUUAUAAUAACUGACUGUAUGGCUCACUGGCCAGCCACAACAAAGUGGAAUGACAUGUAUUAUCUCAAAAGGGUUGCUGGUGGUCGAACGGUGCCAGUUGAGGUUGGGAAGAACUAUCUAUCCACAGACUGGAAGCAAGAGCUCAUCUCAUUUUCACAAUUCCUGGAGAGGAUUCAAUCCAGUAAUUGUUCUUCCGUAACCCCUUCUUAUCUAGCUCAGCAUCCAUUGUUUGAUCAGAUCAGGGAGUUAAAGGAGGACAUUUGUACUCCUGACUACUGUUUUACUGGUGGUGGGGAGCUAAGACCUCUCAAUGCUUGGUUUGGUCCAGCUGGGACAGUGACACCCUUGCACCAUGAUCCACAUCAUAAUAUACUUGCUCAGGUUGUUGGCAAGAAGUAUGUAAGGCUCUAUCCUGCAUCACUCUCUGAGGAACUUUACCCAUAUUCUGAAACCAUGCUUUGCAAUUCUAGCCAGGUUGAUCUAGACAAUAUAAACGAGAAAGAAUUUCCUAAGGCAGUUGAGCUAGAAUUUGUGGACUGUAUUUUAGAGGAAGGCGAAAUGCUUUACAUCCCGCCGAAAUGGUGGCACUAUGUGCGAUCUCUAACAACAAGCUUUUCUGUUAGCUUCUGGUGGAGCAAUAAUGGAGGUUCUUCCUGAUGAGUACGCAACAUCAGUGUCUGUGUUCUAAUUUUUUUGGUAAGGGGUUUAACCCGAUAUAUCAGGAGAAAGAAACCGUUGCAGGGAGAGUAAAGGAAUAUGAUAUUAUAGUUUAGUGUAUAUAGACAUUUUGCUCGGUAGCUGAUCAUAAUCAAACCCUUAUGGAACGACAUUAGUGUGCAUGUUUUGCAAUUUGAGUGCAUCUUGGAUUUGAUGGAAAGAUGCUUGCUUACUUGUUAAAAGUGAUUUUAAAAUGAUUGUUUUUUUUUU
Carica papaya (papaya) is the source of this 1036-nucleotide messenger RNA. The record is from RefSeq and is a predicted model, not a curated record. NCBI's taxonomy places the organism in Eukaryota, Viridiplantae, Streptophyta, Magnoliopsida, Brassicales, Caricaceae.